AUGAAUGAGACUGUUUAUAUUACUCAACCUAUUCGGACUAUUAUAACAGUUGAAGGAGCACUUGGUAUAGUAUCCAAUAUUGCGGCGAUCACUUUAGUGUGCAGAGCCCAAUUUGGUUCAAGAUUUUCCGCAUUCGUAUUUAGAGCUCAACUAAUAUUUGAUUUAAGUGCAUGUCUCUCAACAACAGUUUAUCUUGUGGUUCACUCUAUAAUGCCUAACAAUUAUUUGACAAGAAUAUACAUUAUUGAUUCCCUCAUUUGUCAUUUGUGGUUUCGAAAUUCAUUCUUCUGGUUAUUUUGCAUUCUGAGCGUACAAAAUUUAGUUUGUUUAUCGUUGGAUAGAGUGAGUUCUGUCAUAUUUACUGGAUCAAUCAAAGCGUAUGCGAACAGAUUCUUUAUACUCUACUUCAUUUACAUGCUCUCUAUGGUUUUAAUUUUAUACGUACCUGUUAUACUUUUUCGCCGGAUGGCCUCCGGACAGUGCGUGGUGGAUUAUUCAUUGCCUUGGAUUCGAUCAAGUGCAUUUCUUAACUAUGUGACGUAUUCAUGGAUUGCGUUCGCUUACUUAGUGCCAGUUCUAGUUAUGUUGGUCAGUCAUGCAUGGAUAAUACACACCAUUAAAAGGACUCACUCUUCUAAUCACAAGAUUUUAGUAGAAAAUGUGGAGUCCAAUUUAAGAAUGAAACGGAAAAUUAUUCAGUUGGUUAUUACAACAGCAAUAAUGUCAUGUCAACAGGCUAUAUUACACUCAUUUGAAUGCAUAUUUGAAAUAUUAAUCAAAACUGGAGUCGUGGUGUAUACUUAUGGUUCUCCCAUCGAACAAAUGAGUACAUUUCUGAUAUUGUUGGGAUGUAUGUCAAAUCCAUGUAUUCUCAUUUUCAGUACAGGUGCUUUAAGAAGACGUUUGUCAAUAUCAAUUAAGAGUUUAACGGAAAGAAUGAGUACUCUUGGAACGUUCGGACAAUGA
Messenger RNA from Schistosoma haematobium, 966 nucleotides. RefSeq lists its product as uncharacterized. Gene Ontology annotation, biological process: G protein-coupled receptor signaling pathway. The record is from RefSeq and is a predicted model, not a curated record. NCBI's taxonomy places the organism in Eukaryota, Metazoa, Platyhelminthes, Trematoda, Strigeidida, Schistosomatidae. Gene Ontology annotation, cellular component: membrane. The transcript has a single exon. Gene Ontology annotation, molecular function: G protein-coupled receptor activity. Bases 1 to 966 code for a protein of 321 amino acids.